AUGAGCGCAAGCGCACUUUUGCAAUCUGUGAAAGGCACAGACGAGCUGGACGUGGGACGCCUUUUCGACGUACAGGGCUGGGUCAUCAUCGUUACCGGAGGCGGCACUGGACUAGGCCUAGUCACUGCGACCGCACUCGCACAGAACGGAGCCAAAGUUUACAUUACCGGUCGUCGAGAACAGGUCUUGCUGGAUGCUGUAAAACAGGCGGCACCCACAAAUGGCCGAGGAGGAGAAAUCAUCGCAAUUCAAGCGGAUGCAGCUACCAAAGAAGGGAUUCUCAAGCUGCGCGAUACUAUCGCUGUCAAUGAGAAGUUCGUGAAUGUGCUGAUCAACAAUCACGGCGUAUCUGUGGGAGCCCCGGACAUCAAUGCAUGCGAGCAGACUCCCGAGGGCCUUAGCAAAAAGAUGUUCGAGGACGAAAGCAUGGAAAAGUGGCUGGAGACCUGCCAGAUCAACACUGCGUCAUACUACUUUACCACGUUCGCGUUUUUGCCGUUAUUGGCUGCAGCAAAAUCGAUUGGCGGCUGCCCGGAACCGGGCAACGUUGUGAAUCUCUCCUCAAUGUCAGGCAUCACCAAGACGAGUCAGCGCGGCCAAUUCAACUACAACGCGGGAAAGGCUGCGACCAUCUCCCUAUCUCACCAACUCGCCACCGAAUUCGCGCGACGUAACCUCGGCGUCCGUGUGAAUGUCGUCUGUCCUGGAUACUUUCCCUCGGGCAUGACUGUUAUCGACCCGGAGAAUAACCAAGAUGGCAACGAUGAGCACUUCAAGACGUUUAGGGGGCAUUGGGGGAUCCCGUUUGGGAGACCAGGGUGCAGCAGGGACUAUGCGCAGUGCAUAUUCGGGUUGAUUACAAACCGAUACACUACUGGAGCAGAGUUUGUGAUUGACGGCGGGUGGCUGCUUGAAAGUGGUACGUUUGCAUGCUUUAGGCUGAAUCGUAGACGAUUGUCCGCUGACCGAGAAUGGAUGCCAGCUUUCUGA
This is a messenger RNA of Filobasidium floriforme, 990 nucleotides long. RefSeq lists its product as uncharacterized. Gene Ontology annotation, molecular function: oxidoreductase activity. The transcript is spliced from 8 exons. Bases 1 to 990 code for a protein of 329 amino acids. Lineage: Eukaryota; Fungi; Basidiomycota; Tremellomycetes; Filobasidiales; Filobasidiaceae. The record is from RefSeq and is a predicted model, not a curated record.